Messenger RNA from Brassica napus (rape), 986 nucleotides. Its product is annotated as NAD(P)H-quinone oxidoreductase subunit S, chloroplastic-like. The coding region runs from base 17 to 850 and encodes 277 amino acids. The transcript has a single exon. The record is from RefSeq and is a predicted model, not a curated record. NCBI's taxonomy places the organism in Eukaryota, Viridiplantae, Streptophyta, Magnoliopsida, Brassicales, Brassicaceae. Gene Ontology annotation, biological process: photosynthetic electron transport chain.
UCAUCCAACAGGAAUCAUGAUAUGUGGCCAUCAUAAACGAAGCCGAUCACGCUUCUUCCUUCUUCUCCCUAUUAUUCCUUGCUCACCUCUAAACUAUUCUUCACUUGUUUAUUUUUUUAUAAUGGCGACUUAUUCGAUCACUACACCAACCCUUCGGGGCACCAAGUUUCUUGGCCAGACACAUCUAUUUUCAACUCCAAACCGAUCGGUUUUCCCGCCUCCAAAACAGCUCUCAAACGCUCAUCAAGUAAAGGCCAUGGGUAAGUUCAAUCUAUGGGAGGUGAUGGGAGGAAGGGGACUAUGCAACGGAGAGAAAGGUAUCGAGAAGGAGCUCCAGAGGAACAUAGAGGAAGAGACAUCGAAGCCUGAGAACCAGACAAAGAAAGAGAGUGACGACAAUAGCUUGUCGUUUCAAGUUCCUGAAGACGGUUUCGAGAAAGAGAUGAUGGGUCUCACCGGAGGCUUCCCCGGCGGCGAGAAGGGACUGAAAACGUUCAUCGAACAAAACCCACCACCUCCACCACCACCACCGAAGCAAGGAAGCGAUGAUGUUGUGUCCACAUUUGCCACGGAGAAGAAGCCGAGAGCUCCAGAGCUACCGCUUCUCAUGCCGGGGAUGAUAGCUAUAGUCAAGAACUCAAACAGUCCUUACCACAUGUACUGUGGGAUAGUGCAGAGGAUCACGGACGGGAAAGCUGGCGUGUUGUUCGAAGGAGGGAACUGGGACCGUCUGAUAACGUUCAGGCUUGAGGAGCUUGAAAGAAGAGAGAAAGGACCACCGGGUAAGAAUCCAAAGUCUUGUGUUCUUGAGCCUCUUAUUGAACAGAUGCAAAAGGAAGCAGCACCCUAAAGUUGCAUCUUUCUCUACUCUCUCUACUCUUUGCUUUCACUGUUAAAAUGUAUAUGUAAGGUACCUUCAAAGUUUCUGACUGGUUCUGGAAUAAAAUUCAGCAAUGUAAUAUAAAAAAUCCAUGAAUUCCAAAUCA